This is a messenger RNA of Nothoprocta perdicaria, 5761 nucleotides long. RefSeq names its product NHS like 2 (gene NHSL2). The coding region runs from base 23 to 3322 and encodes 1099 amino acids. Lineage: Eukaryota; Metazoa; Chordata; Aves; Tinamiformes; Tinamidae. The record is from RefSeq and is a predicted model, not a curated record. Gene Ontology annotation, biological process: cell differentiation. The transcript has 8 exons.
GCGCAGCCAGCGGCGGGGCAGGAUGCGCUCAGCAACAGCCACCUCUAACCUCGACCUCGAGAGCAAGAAAGCUGCGCACGCCAAGCUGCCAUGGCAGCAGCCGGUGAACGUGUUCCUGGCCUCCGGCCGCCCACCAGGCAUGGAGCAGCUGCACCAAGAGGCCCAGCUCAACCUCCAGAGCUUGCUGCAAGAAGAGUAUGAGGAGCAGUACACAGAGACCAGGGUCACCGGGCAGACCUUCCGCGCCGCCGGCCACCUGCCCCCAGACACCCCCUCGGAGCCGUCGCCCCGGCCCCCACCUGCCAAGCGUCUCGAGUUCGUGCUUAUGCCCCCAAGCCGGCGAGGAAACGAAGACGAGACCACCACUAACACGCUUGGUGUGAGGCCUCCUGAGGCCUCCCUGAGCCUCCCCACCACCCCAGACAAGCAGACAGCCUGGACCAGGGCCUUCCCCCUGCCCACCGUGGAGGAGAAGCAGUGGCACCAGUCCUGCUCCAUCCAGACCAACAUUGUCCCCAUCAAUGUCUCUGGGCAGCACUUUACUAGGCACGCGAGUGCUCGUCACUCCCUGUUUAACACAGAGACCGCGAUGAACCCCAAGUCCACCCUGCGGCGUAGACGGACCAUUAUCGGAUUCCCUAACCUGUCCCAGCGAGACCAAGGYAGCCCCAAUGGCCCCACGUUCAACACGCACGCGCCCAUCGCAGAGUCUGUGUCCUGCAACUUUGUGCCCGAGACUGCUCAUGGGAGGAGGCCACCCCAGGAGAUAAGCCCCCGCCAGCCACUUUCCGCCCCACUGAGGAAGACCUUCAGUGACCUAGGGGAGAGCCGGUGCUACCAGACGCCCACCAAGAUGGACAGUGCGGCCAUGGCCUACACCGGGGCCUGCAACGGGCCACAGGGCUCCACCUUCUCCCCAGCAUGGAGCUCCAGUUCCUUCAGCUACAUGAGUCCUGCCAGCCCCACUGCAGGCCAAAGCAAGGGACCUGCGUGUGCGUCUCCAGGCAGCUCCAGUGCAUCACCCAACCUGGGCUCGCCCACAAACACUGAGCGGGCGGCCUCCUUCUUCAUUGCCAAGGAGGAGCACGUGGGCAGCAACGGGCCCAGCUCCUUCUCCUGUCCAGUGCCUGAAUUCCCCCCAGCCAACGCAAGCGGCCAGAGGUGCGAGGGCCGAGAAACCAGAGUGAAUUUCUCKCCAGCAAGCAAAGAGGAGUCAGAGACAGAGCGGGAGCCGUCGCGCCUGGACGUGGAUCGGGCAGCCUGCCGGUUUCGUGAGCGGUCGCUGUCGGUGCCCACUGACUCAGGGUCCCUGUGCUCCAUGGACAUUGCAUACGCUGAGAACCGGAGGGGCAGCGCCAACUACACCUUGAACUACCCCAGUGCCAGCUCUGAGGGCAGCACGAGCACUGAUAACGUCUCCCUGGGGCUGGAACACGACGCUCAGCAGAGGCGGCGCUCCAAAAGCAUCUCCCUCAAGAAGGCCAAGAAGAAACCAUCACCCCCUACACGCAGYGUCUCUCUGAUUAAAGAUGAGCCAGUCACCCCGGUGGGGUCUGGCCCUGUGUUGCCAAAGGAUCAGAGACCCAAGAGCCUGUGCAUCUCGCUGGACACUCAGGGCCACCGGCUGGUGCACUCAGAUCCACAGGGGAGCGCAGGCAGAGAGCCCGAUGGCGCAGCCCACCCCCAUCAGUGGUAUCUCACAGACUGGAAGUCUGGAGAUCCCUACCAGUCGCUCUCCAGCUCCAGCACAGCAACGGGGACCACGGUGAUUGAGUGUGUCAAGGCACGGGGCAGCUCAGAGUCCCUCACAUCCCCCUCCACUUCCCGGGCCACAACACCCUCCCAACUCUCCACAGAGGUGGACCUCAAAACCUCUUCUCCGGGUAGGCGCACUGGAUUGAUGUCCCCAUCUAGUGGGUACUCCAGCCAGUCGGAGACCCCAACACCAACCAUCCCAACAUCGAUGAUCCUUGGACACUCUCCACACCAGGUGCGUGUGAGGCCACUGGUCCCUGAGAGGAAGUCCUCCCUGCCCCCUACAUCCCCCAUGGAGAGAAGCCCCAAGUCCAGGCUCUCCUUUGACCUGCCUCUCACACCACCCGCCCACCUUGACCUCUCAGGGCUGAAGAUCUCCCUAAAGGGGAAGAUGAAAGUCAGCCGGCACCACUCAGAUUCCACCUUUGGCACGAAGCUGGUCCAGAAGACCAGCCCCAUCCAGCCCAUCAUGCCCAUGGUCACACAGUCCGACCUGCAGUCUGUCCGCCUGCGCUCCAUCAGCCGCUCAGAGCCAGAGGACAACGCAGACGGCCCAGACCAUGGCGAGGAGCCAACGCAUGGUCCCUGCAGUGCACCUGAGAGAAAGGUGAAGCCGCCCGUGGCAGAGAAGCCACCACUGGCCAAACGACCCCCAGGCAUCCUGCACAAACCCCCCGUCCUGCGGGAGGAGGGCCCCCUGUCCCCUACAUCCCCACCAAGCAUGGCCACCAAGGAGAAGGACAGUUUCAUGGUGUUGCGGAAAGGGGAGCUGAGGAGGAGUCCUGCAGAGCCCCUCUCGACCCCAGCCUUGGUGGGGAUGCGGCGGCUCUCCCAGGGCAGCCUGGAGGAUGAGCCACGGCCAGAGCRUAGCAGUGCCAUGGAGGGGGAGCGGAGGAAGUCCAAGGUCCCCCCACCGGUGCCCAAGAAGCCCAGCGUGCUCUACCUGCCACUCACACCAGUGCCAGCUCUGCAGGGAGCCAACAUGGGGGAUCAGGCAAUCACCCCCAGCCCCAUCAUCACACUGGAUGCCGACACCAGCUGCUGCGACCCAGAUGCCGAUGGCUUCCCUCCUCCUGUGGCCCUGGACACAGCACAAGGCRACGAGACCCCUUCCGAGCAAGGCAGCUCAGUGGAGGCUGGCGUGGAGGAAAAGAGCUUUGCAAGCGACAAGACAGCUGACUCCAUUGCGGAGGAGGAUGAUGAUGUGUUCAUGGCAUCCCGCACCACAGAGGAUCUGUUCACUGUGAUCCACAGGUCGAAGAGGAAGGUGCUUGGGUGGAAGGAACCCGGAGACACGUUUGGCAGCCGGCCCAAUUCCCACUCGCCCGUAAAGACUUCAGGGUCUCCAACCAGCGAGUCCCCUGCAGUGGUGGUCAGCACAGGGAAAUCCUCCAGCAGGAAUGAAGACUUUAAGGCUCUGCUACAGAAGAAGAGCAGCAAAACCAGCCCCGGUACCCGGCCAUCUGCAGCUGAACUGCUCAAGACAACAAACCCGCUGGCUCGGAGGGUCAUAACAGAGUUUGCCCCUGAGCUGGAUGGUGCAAAUAGCCCCAAGAGCCAGCCCUAACCACGCACAGUCCCUGCUGGCGAGAAAGGGCUGGGAGUACUGCUCUAGGCGGUAGCUUUACGCACUCAGGUCUCUGCAGAUGGAGUGUCUCAGGCUGCCCAUGUGAGUCUGUGCCCUGCUGGGGGUUUUAUUUUCCUUUUGUUUCUUCCUCGGUGCAUCUUCCUUUGAUGUUCUCCAGUGGGGAGGGGAGAGCAGCUGAUGAAGAGGCAGUGUUUUGACCUGAGGACACCAUGGCUCUGGUGGAGCCAGGAUACGUCAAGGGGGCAAGAGCCAGGCAUGGAGCACCGCAAAUGGGAUUGUUCCCUGCUGAACCAGCUCCCAGAUCYCCUCCAGCUUCUGCCUGGCACCUCCCGGUGUGCUGGCUGGAGGACAGCACACACUUCCCUGCUUCUCGGGAGCCAGAAACGAACUGCAGCCCAGGUGUAAUUCCGCAUCCGCAGCGAAGCUCGCUUCAAACUGUGUGGUCACUCCGGCAUGUGGUACUUUAAAUGGCUUUUAUAAUGCACAGUGUUGAUGAUGUUUUGUUCUCUUUUCUUUUGACACUGUAACUUGAGUUUCCCAGGCAAAGAUCCCAGGUUUGAGUUCAGCUGGAUACUUGGAGAUUUAYGGUGGGAAGACAGCUGGAAAUAAGGCUGCUUUGGAAGAGCCGCAAGCAGUUUCCACGCGUCAUCCAAAGCAGGCUGCUCUCCCUCCGCGCUGCUGGACCGGGCGCCUGCAGCCAGUGCGUGAUCUCAGGCCAAAAUCCAGUCCAUUGAAAGCCCCUAACGAUGCUGCAUUUCCAAGAGCUCUUUGGCCCUCGGCCCAAAAGCAACACCCAGGGAUGCUACUGCCACCUCCCGGGGAGCCAAGCCCCAUCUGCAGAUGCACAGAGCCCAGCUGAACUGAGCGCAGARGCAGCCCGUGCGGAGGCCUGCAGCAUUCCUGGUGGGACCAGGCCCUGUGAGAACGAGCUGCUCCUGUGGGAGGCAGUUGAUUGCAGUUAAAUUAAAGCCUUGAAKGAAUKUGGGCCCCACGGAGGCAGGCAACUAGCGCUGUACAGAGAAAGCRGGGAGUUUCCUUCCCGGGUUCUGCCUGUUGCUUGGGACUAAAGUGCCCUGGAAAAGCAGGGCAGACCUGCAUCUCCAGCAAACCACUGCUGCUCUGGUUGCCAGAGGUCCUCAGUUCCUGUCUAGCUGUUGGCCAAACCCAGAGAGGUCYGUGUACCCAGGGCUGAUGUGCUCCUCUCCACCUCCUGGCUUGUUCCUGGGGUGCUUCCCCAUGAAGACAGGGCAGUGCCACCCUCCACCCUGUCAGUGCCGCUGGUGCUGGUCAGUGGUGGGGAGGUUCACAAGGCUGAGCACAUGUCCCUGUGCGGAGUGCUGGCUGAGGGGGUCCRGAGGGUGCUGUCAGCAAUGCCACCAACCUGCCAGCGCACAGGUCCCCCAGGCAGCCAGAUUGCACUUCCCUGAGCACCACCAAGUGGGGACCUUCCCAACCCCAGGGGACACUGGCAUGCAUGGGGCCAGGCACUCGCAAGAUCAGGUCUCUGGGGCUCCCUGGUGAAUGUGUCCCCUCUCUGCCAAGCAGGUUCCCCAGUACAGCAUGGGCAGAUCAGAGCACCCAGGCUGAACAGAAGACAGAGCAGCAUCAUGCCAAUGAUGGGAUCAAAGCACUGUCUGCCACCCUCUGCGUCCUGCUGGGACGCUGCUGAACACUGCCAGCCACCACAGACACAGCUGGCACAGUAGGAACAUGCCGGGCCCUGCCAAUCAGCCAGGCUGCCAGAGCAAACAGCUGGAGCUGCCGUUUGGGGCCCCUCAAAGACCCAGCAGGGCUGGACUCCCCCUCCACCCUGAGCUCAUUGCAGCUACUUAUUCCAGGUGGGUGCCCACACACCCCACUGGCACCACUGCGGUGCCAUGGGUCCCAUCCGGCAGGCUCUGCGUGGGGAGGAGCACCUGCACGAUGGCACUUGGUGGCACAGUGCCUGAGGACUCUGUCCCAUGGCUUCCCCUCCGCCAUGAGGCUUUUUGUGCUUGAGGUCUCCCUUGGGACAGCGCCUGUUGUGACUCUCCAAUCCUCAGAGCACGAGAGAAGUGGCCAGGCAGUGACUCCUGGAGAAACAGGGUGUUAUUAAACUUGAUUUCUUUAUCUGUUUCCGUAAGCUCCAGAAGCAGAAGGCCAAGGACAGGACUGCAGCAUCCCAAGCCCUGUCUUACAUCCACCCUGUUGUGUGGCUGCAGCCACAGCCCCACAACAACUGUCCUUUGGAAGGGCCGGGGAUGGUUUGGUGCCCACGAGAAGGCCUAUGCCUCUUGCAGGAGCUCUGCACACCAAUGGUGCCCAUGUGUCACUGUCCUCCUGCUGUUCUGGGCCCUGUAGGGAGCAAACACCUCUUGGGAACCAUCCUCUUCCCCAGGCUUGUGUUGGAUUUUACCCUCAAAGAGGCUCAGUUCUCCC